AUGUGUGUGGUGUGUGUCUUUCCAGGCUUGCAAUCAAGUAAGCACUUGUGCCACGUGUGCAAUAAGAACUUUUCCUCGAGCUCCGCCUUGCAAAUUCAUAUGAGAACACACACGGGCGAUAAGCCAUUCAGGUGCAGCGUGUGCCAGAAGGCUUUCACCACCAAAGGAAACCUCAAGUUAAGUGACAUGUCCUCAUUGGGUCCUACCCAGAACGGUUUGGGGCCGUCUGCGAAAUACAGGGCGUUGCUCGGCUUUGGGUACCCGCCACCUGAAAGUGUUCGCCCCGCGAUAAACUCGCCCGAACAAAUGACCGACCGAGCGGCGAGCGAGUCGGAACCGAGGCCUGGAUUGUGGGAUUUGCAUUUCGAGCGAAAAACGACCGAAGCACCUCGAGAGGAUAUUUUGUCGGCUUCCAGGGAAGGUCUGACGACUUGA
Molecule: messenger RNA, 435 nt
Organism: Dendroctonus ponderosae (mountain pine beetle)
Lineage: Eukaryota; Metazoa; Arthropoda; Insecta; Coleoptera; Curculionidae
Product: spalt-like protein sem-4
Exons: 2
Coding region: 1-435 (144 amino acids)
Biological process (GO): regulation of transcription by RNA polymerase II
Cellular component (GO): nucleus
Molecular function (GO): DNA-binding transcription factor activity, RNA polymerase II-specific; RNA polymerase II cis-regulatory region sequence-specific DNA binding
Source: RefSeq, a predicted model, not a curated record